AUGAUCGAAAUUACCGUGAAUGAUCGACUGGGAAAGAAAGUUCGAAUCAAAUGCAAUCCGACCGACACCAUAGGUGAUUUGAAGAAGUUGAUUGCUGCACAGACGGGAACUAGGCAUGAAAAAAUUGUGCUGAAGAAGUGGUACACUAUCUACAAGGACCACAUCACUCUUCAAGACUACGAGAUCCAUGAAGGAUUCAACUUUGAACUUUACUACCAGUGA
Molecule: messenger RNA, 222 nt
Organism: Cooperia oncophora
Lineage: Eukaryota; Metazoa; Nematoda; Chromadorea; Rhabditida; Trichostrongylidae
Source: the annotation of a GenBank genome assembly